GACAGACUGAACAGCCAACCAGGGACAAGGACAAUUUUGAGUCUGGUGUUGUGAAAUUCAUGGAGGAGUAGUGCAUUCAAUUUUGUCAGAUGCUGCUGAUGGAUCAGUUGGUCAUAAUGGCAGGUGAAGCAAUUAAUGAAGACUAUCCAGUAGAAAUUCAUGAGUAUUUAUCAACGUUUGAGAAUUCCAUUGGUGCUGUGGAUGAGAUGCUGAAGACCAUGAUGUCCGUUUCUAGAAAUGAGUUGUUGCAGAAGUUGGACCCACUUGAACAAGCGAAAGUGGAUUUAGUUUCUGCAUACACAUUAAAUUCAAUGUUUUGGGUUUAUUUGGCAACUCAAGGAGUUAAUCCUAAGGAACAUCCAGUAAAGCAGGAAUUGGAAAGAAUCAGAGUAUACAUGAACAGAGUCAAGGAAAUAACAGAUAAGAAAAAGGCUGGCAAGCUCGACCGAGGUGCAGCUUCAAGAUUUGUAAAAAAUGCCCUCUGGGAACCCAAACCUAAAAAUGCAUCAAAAAUUGCCAAUAAAGGAAAAAGUAAAAAUUAGCUUUUUGGUUUUGGCGCACAUAUAUUCAAAAAGUAUAUCAUUUUUAUUGUUUUCUCAAAAGAUGAUUAUGUGGCAAUGCAAGGUUUAAAUGUAUUCCUUACUGAAUUCAUAUAUAAAUUUACACUUUAAAUCUGUAAUGCUUAGUACUUAUUUUCCCCAGAAAGAUUAAGUUAUCUUUAUUGAUUUCU
Molecule: messenger RNA, 730 nt
Organism: Cynocephalus volans (Philippine flying lemur)
Lineage: Eukaryota; Metazoa; Chordata; Mammalia; Dermoptera; Cynocephalidae
Gene: C1D
Product: C1D nuclear receptor corepressor
Exons: 5
Coding region: 90-542 (150 amino acids)
Biological process (GO): maturation of 5.8S rRNA; regulation of gene expression
Cellular component (GO): exosome (RNase complex); nucleolus
Molecular function (GO): RNA binding; DNA binding
Source: RefSeq, a predicted model, not a curated record